Messenger RNA from Morchella importuna, 819 nucleotides. RefSeq lists its product as uncharacterized. Gene Ontology annotation, cellular component: tRNA-intron endonuclease complex. Gene Ontology annotation, molecular function: nucleic acid binding; tRNA-intron lyase activity. NCBI's taxonomy places the organism in Eukaryota, Fungi, Ascomycota, Pezizomycetes, Pezizales, Morchellaceae. The transcript is spliced from 3 exons. Gene Ontology annotation, biological process: tRNA splicing, via endonucleolytic cleavage and ligation; tRNA-type intron splice site recognition and cleavage. The record is from RefSeq and is a predicted model, not a curated record. The coding region runs from base 1 to 819 and encodes 272 amino acids.
AUGCGGCGGCGUGAGGAGCGCAAAGAGUUUAAACGUGAGCGAGCCCGCGCCGAGAAAGAGCGUAGGGAGAAACAACUAGCAGAGGAGGGGAAGAUCGUCAGGGGCCCCGACGAUGAUCAAGAAAAAGAACAACGAGAUUCUGCUGCAGCAGCUUCCUCGUCCUCAAAGUCUAUAACCUUUGCAACGGUGGAACUACCGCCGCGGAGGAGAAGCCCGGAAAGACCAGUUGUGGAAGUUGAGGACCUAGAGCAUCUGCAGCUCACGCUUGAGGAGUCCUUUUUCUUGUCUUUCGGGCUAGGUGUCUUACAGAUCAAGGAUUCCAAAACCGAUGAAAUCAUUCCUCAAAAAGACUUGCUUUCCAUGUUCCGUUGCCAAUCAUAUUUCCCGCCACGCACGCCCGACAUGCUCCAGCCUGAUGACCCAUUCCUGCUCAACUAUGUUGUCUACCACCACUUCCGCUCACUCGGCUGGGUGGUCAAGUCUGGUAUCAAAUUCGCCGUAGACUACCUUCUCUACAACCGCGGGCCCGUAUUCACACACGCUGAAUUCGCAAUCCUUGUCCUCCCAGCAUAUUCACACCCCUACUGGGACCAUGAUCGAGUGCGCAAGGAGGAGCGCGAGAAGAAGCCGUGGCACUGGCUACACUGCAUCAACCGUGUCAGCUCGCAGGUCAAGAAGACGCUCAUCUUGGUUUACGUAGAGGUCCCACCGCCGCUGGAGAAGACGGGCGCUGAGGAUAAUGUGCCCAAGAUGUUGGCGAGGUACAAGGUGCGCGAAGUGGCGCUGCGCAGGUGGCUGGUUUCUCGUAAUAGAGAUUGA